Molecule: messenger RNA, 2104 nt
Organism: Myotis lucifugus (little brown bat)
Lineage: Eukaryota; Metazoa; Chordata; Mammalia; Chiroptera; Vespertilionidae
Gene: NME8
Product: NME/NM23 family member 8
Exons: 16
Coding region: 106-1881 (591 amino acids)
Source: RefSeq, a predicted model, not a curated record
UCUACCGUGCAUUAAGAUGUUGCUUGAACGCAUAAACAGGACAUGAUUUAAAUUUCUCUGAAGUGUUUUCUAUUUUUCUCCCCUUUUUCGUGGGAUAGUGGAUAAAUGGCAGGCAAAAAGCGAGAAAUCCAGUUACAGACUGUCAUCAAUAGUCAAAGCCUCUGGGAUGAGAUGUUGCAGAACAAAGGCCUAACAGUGAUCGAUGUUUACCAAGCCUGGUGUGGACCCUGCAAAGCAAUGCAAACGUUAUUCAGGAAACUGAAAAAUGAGCUGAACGAAGAUGAAAUUCUGCAUUUUGUUGUAGCUGAAGCUGACAGCGUUGCGGCUUUGCAGCCAUUUAGAGAUAACUGUGAACCUAUUUUUCUUUUUAGUGUUAAUGGCAAAAUUGUUUCAAAGAUUGAGGGUGCAAACGCACCACUUGUUAAUAAAACAAUCAUUAACUUGGUGAAUGAUGAGAAGAAAAUUGCAGCAGGUGAAAUCGUUCGCCCUCAGUAUCAUGAAAUUGGACUUGUAGGCUCAAAUGCAGAAGUUGGCAGGUCAGCAUCCAAAGAUACUUUUGACCGAAUAUACAGUAUUGCUAUUAUCAAACCCGAGGCUAGGAAUACUGGAAAAACUAUGGAAAUUAAAGAAAAUAUUGUCAACGCAGGAUUUGUCAUAGAAGCAGAAGAUAAUAGAGUGCUCACUGAAAACCAAGUGAGGGAAUUCUAUAGUCAAAUGGCAGAGCAGCCUGACUUUGAAGAGUUUGUCUCAUUAAUGACACAUAGCCUAAGCUGUGUUCUAGUUGUAUCUCGAAGCAGUGAACAACUACCUCUCUUGGAAGAGGAAAUUGUAUCUAAAUCUGAGACCGAACCUCAAGAACCAUCUGAGGGUCAACCUGAGAUGGACCCAUCUUCCCUGGUGAAGAAAAAGUGGGACAGUUUAGAAGAAUAUCUGGUUAAAGAAAAUAUGCAUCAGUUUUGUGAUGUUGAAGAGGAUGUAGAUAAUGUUAAUAAGUUUAUUGAUAUCUUCUUCCCUGAUUUUAAAAACAAGAAAUUAGAAAAGACACUGGCAUUUCUUCGACCAGAUCUCUUUCAAGAAAAGAAAGAGGAGGUUUUGAAUAUUAUUAAAAAUGAAGGCUUUCAUAUACUGAUGCAAAGGCCAGUGGUAUUAUCAGAAGAAGAGGCACGAACACUGUGCAAGGAAUAUGAAAAUGAAAAUUAUUUUGACAAGGUGAUAGAAAACAUGACCAGUGGUCCAUCUCUAGCUCUUGUUUUAGUGAGAGAAAAUUGUUUACGACACUGGAAAGAGUUAAUUGGACCAAGUACUGUCGGAGAAGCUAAACAAUAUUUUACAGACAGUUUGUGUGCACAAUUUGCAAUGGAAAACCUGCCUAUCAACCAGUUGUAUGGAAGUGACUCACCGGAAGCUGCUGAAAGGGAAAUCCAGUAUUUCUUUCCUCCUCAAAACACUUUAGCAGUGAUUAAACCUCAGGCAACACACGCACAAAGAGAGAUGAUCUUCAGCCGUAUUAAAGAGGCUGGAUUUGAAAUAAUACAGAUGAAGGAAAUUCUGCUAACCAAAGAGCAUGCUGACAAAAUUUAUUAUAAAAUAGCACAGAAAGACUUUUAUAACAGUGUGUUGGAGGUAUUAUCUGAGGGUCCAUCUUUGGUCAUGAUUCUGAGCAAGUGGAAUGCUAUUGCAGACUGGAGACGAUUGAUGGGUCCCACAGACCCAAGUGAAGCAAAGUUCUUGUCCCCAAACUCUCUCCGAGCCCAAUUUGGAACAAAUCUUUUGAGAAAUGCUGUCCAUGGAUCAUCUAAUGCCACUGAGGCAAUGCAAUCAAUUAAUAAUAUAUUUGAAGAGGCUGUUCCUGAGAAUCCCGAGAAUCCCGAGGAAAACUAAUACUCUUCACAUGUGCAGUGUUGUCUUCAGCUGGAUGAGCCAAAUUGAGAAUCCGUCCACAUAAUGAGAAAACAUUGUGAAAUGGAGCAGUCCCUCUAUACCCAUUCGAGUUCCCGAGGGAAAGAAGAGUACAUCGUUCCCUUAAUAGUGUCAUUUAGUCUAGGCUUUCUCUAGAUGUAAGAACAUUGUAUCAAAACAUUAAAUGCAAAAAUAAAAGUAGAUU